Messenger RNA from Nerophis ophidion (straightnose pipefish), 11111 nucleotides. It is a transcript of the gene cadm1a, whose product is annotated as cell adhesion molecule 1a. The transcript has 12 exons. Gene Ontology annotation, biological process: detection of stimulus; cell recognition; susceptibility to natural killer cell mediated cytotoxicity. The record is from RefSeq and is a predicted model, not a curated record. Gene Ontology annotation, molecular function: signaling receptor binding. Lineage: Eukaryota; Metazoa; Chordata; Actinopteri; Syngnathiformes; Syngnathidae. Gene Ontology annotation, cellular component: plasma membrane; synapse; neuron projection. Bases 115 to 1455 code for a protein of 446 amino acids.
UUUGGGAAGGAGAGAGGACGGAGGAGGCAGAGAAGGAGGUAGUGAAGGAGGCGAGGAGGCGAUAAGGACAUCUCCACAGUAGGUAGUGCCAUCAUACUGAAGCAGGUGUCCAACAUGGCGAACGCAGGCUGCAGCUCUCUGGCGACUAUUCUCUUUUUAUUCCUCUUUCAGGCGGCUCUUCGACAAGGAGCUGCACAGAUUCCAGUGGUGAGCCAGAACCUGGUGACGGACAACGUGUCGGUGGUGGAGGGCGAGAUGGCCAUCAUCAGCUGCCGGGUGAAGGACAACGACGACUCGGUCAUCCAGCUGCUCAACCCCAACAGACAGACCAUCUACUUCAGAGACAUGAGGCCUCUAAAAGACGCCCGCUUCCAGCUGGUCAACUUCUCCGACAACGAGCUGCGGGUGUCCCUGUCCAACGUGUCGCUUUCGGACGAGGGCCGCUACGUGUGCCAGCUGUACACCGACCCCCCACAGGAGGCCUACGCUGACAUCACCGUGCUGGUUCCUCCAGGCAACCCCAUCAUCGAUGCCCGCGAUGAGGUUCUGAGCGAGGGCAACGAGACGGAGAUGACCUGCAGCGCCAUGAGCAGUAAGCCUGCCGCAACCAUCAGAUGGAUGAAGGGCGAUAAGGAGCUGCCAGGAAAGCCCAAGGUGGAGCUAACGUACGACAGGAUGUACACGGUGACCAGCCGGCUCACGUUCACCGUCAACAAGGAGGACGACGGCGUACCCGUGGUUUGCAUCGUGGACCACCCUGCGGUCAAGGACUUCCAAGCACAGAAGUACCUGGAAGUGCAGUACAAACCCGAGGUUAAGAUCAUGGUGGAGUUUCCUCAGGGUCUGACGAGGGAAGGAGAGAACCUGGAACUAUCGUGUCAAGCCAAAGGCAAACCUCAGCCACAGCGAGUCAACUGGGUGAAAGUGGACGACGACGUGCCGUCCCACGCCGUCAUCACCGGCGCCGACCUUUACAUCGAGAACCUCAACAAGUCCUACAAUGGAACCUACCGCUGCGUGGCGGCCAACUCGCUGGGGGAGUCUUUCGACGAGUACAUCCUCUACGUCUACGAUGCUCCCACCACUACCCCUACACCCACCUCAGCCACCACCACCACCACCUCCAUCACCACCACCUCCUCCUCCUCCUCCCACCACCCUGCAGCCAGCCAAGACACCACGCCCAGCACUGAACCUGCAGCUCAUGAUUCUCGAGCCGGAGAAGGAGCCCCCAGAACGGUGGACCACGCAGUGAUCGGAGGAGUCGUAGCCGUGGUGGUCUUCGCCAUGCUGUGUCUACUCAUUGUCUUGGGACGCUACUUCGCAAGGCACAAAGGUACCUACUUCACGCACGAAGCCAAAGGGGCGGACGACGCCGCCGACGCCGACACGGCCAUCAUCAACGCCGAGGGGGGCCACACCAACUCCGACGAGAAGAAGGAGUACUACAUCUAAUCAAAGCAGGACACCCCCCCCCCCCCCCCGCCCCCACCCGCGUCUUUUAGUGUCCACUUUAUCGGACACGGCCCUUUCUGGAGGUAGGGGGCGGGGGAGGGGCAUGGAGGGAGGGAGUUGGGGGUUUUUGAGAGGAGAUCCAAGAUGGAAGGAAAGACACAGUUCUUUUGUCUAGUCUAGUCCGCAGAUGUAGGUGGAAUGUUUUUGUGUGUUUCAAAAAAAAAUAAAUAAUAAUAAUAGUAAUCAAAAACGGACAGUUUUUAGGAAGCGGGCGGGGGUGGGGGUGCCAGAAAUCACUGUAGAGCGCUUCUUCACCGCCCUCCCUCUAAGCCACACCUUUUUUCCCCCCGCCCCCUUGUUGUCCAGUCCAAACAUUUUUGCAGAAAAUUCCGUGCCUUGUUCGGGUUUUUAUUUUAUUUUAUUUUAUUAUUUUUUUUUUGUCGUCGUGUGUGCAUAAUAACCCCGCCCCCUUCCCCGUUGUGGUGUUUCCGUCACCAGGGUUUCAAGGUGAGGCGACUCCUCCCCUAAACGUGUCGCCUGCGUACCAAGACUCCAGUAUACUGUGAUGACAAAUGCAUGGAAUGCUUUACCAUUAUUGUACAUAAUAAUGAAGAAGUGAUGGGACUUGUAGAUGCCCCGCCCCCUUAAGAUCAACAACACCCGUUUUAGGCAGCAAAAAACGAGCGUUUUAAAACCCCUCCUUUUCUUAAACCGACACGUUCGCGGUCAUUUCCGCCGAGUACAUUUUCGAUUCAGGGGUUGUUUUUUUUUCUUUGUUUGCCGGUAAGAAGGCAAAAAUAGGUUGACGUUAAAAAGUUUUGUUUCGAAAAAUGGCCGCCCGAUCGUCAUCUCACAAUUCGUACAAAAGUAAAUAGCGAGUCGUUGUAUUAUACACAAAUCCUUACGACAAACUAUUUUUUACAGAUUGCUAGAAAUACAACGGCUAUGGUGAUUAUUAUUGUUGUCAUUGUAAUUAUUGUUAUUGUCGUCAUGCUCAUUUUCCAUUUUAAUUCGAUCAAUUUUUGCUCACAUCGUUAUAGUUUCGCUCACAUCAUCGUACACAUUUUUUUACGUUUUUUUUUUUUUUACGAAGCUUAGACGAUUGCCAAAAGUCAUAAGUCAUAAAUCGAACUUUAAUACGCGAGAAGGCACCAGCUUCCGAAUGUCACCAAAUCAAACGUGUUAUCGUAGAAUGCCGAACAAAUCUUGACCAUCUUGUUAUUCGGAAAAUCGCACCGGACUCUAAUUUGGCAUCGGCUGUUGUAGCUGAUGAGCAUGUUUCUCCAAAUGUUGUCUUCUUUUGGAAAGAGAAAAACGUACUUAUUUGUUGUAUUUCCAGAAAAAAAAUUGCAAAAUUCUAAAGCGUUUUAUUGGACGGCGUUAUUUUGCGGCAGUUGUGGGCUGCUUGAAACUUGAAAACAUCGUAACGAAGCAAGAGCGGAAAAGGCCCAAAAAAUGCGUUAAAAAAUGUUUUGUGUUAUUUUACGUAAAUUAGAUAAAAAUACCAUUGAAGUUAAACAAUAAAGUGUGGCUUUUUUAAUUUUCUACAUGUUUGUAGAAUAGAUCGGAAUAAAAAGACAAAAUUCGUAGCACAAUUUGAAGGUGCAUUUUUUACAUAUUUCGGAAUACAAGAGAAAAACACUGUAAAUUCUGAGGACACAAAAUCUGCGAAAAAAAAGUUACAUUUGGCAAUACGUGAUAAACAUUAAAAAAAAAAUUAAAUUCUGUAGGUAACAAAAACUUUUUUUUUUUCAGAUUAAAAGAAAGAAAAACUGAAAAUUUGAAGAUAAGAGUAACAUAGAAAAGUAACAUUUAUUUGGCGAUACAUGUUUCACAUAUUUUAAAUUAAAAAGAAAGAACACUUUUGAAAGUUCAAAGUAACACAAACAUUGGGAAUGAAAUCGAGAAGUAUGUUUUGCGCAUUUCAGAUUAGAAGAAAGAAAAACUGUAAAUUUGAAAAUAACACAAAAUCUAAAAGAAGUAUUUGGCGAUACGUGUUUCACAUAAUUCAGAUUAAAAGAAAGAAAACUUGAAACUUCAAAGUAAUACAAAAAUGUGAUUUUUUUUUUCGAGAAGUAUGUUUUGCGUAAUUUGGAUUAGAAGAAGAAAAAAAUUCAAAAUUUGGUGUUAACCAGAAAUUUUCGGAAAAAUAAAAUUUGGAAAUACAUAGGCGCCAGCGCCCCCCGCGACCCCAAAAGGGAAUAAGCGGUAGAAAAUGGAUGGAUGGAUGUUUCACAUGUUUCGGGUAAAAAGGAAAAUAUUUUUUAAACUUCGUAAGCAACAAAACAAUUUGAAUAUUUUUUUCUGAGUUUUGUUUUACAUUUUUUCAGAUUAGAAGAAAAACUGUAAAUUAGAAAAUAACACAAAAUCUGAAAAAAGUAACAUGUUUCACAUUUUUCAAUAAAAAAACGUUUGAAAGUUUGGGGAAAACUAUUUUAAUUGUUCUGUAAUUUUACGAGGUAUUUUUGAUUUUUUUCAGAUUAGAAGAAAACCUGUAAAUUUGAAAAUGACACAAAAUCUGGAAAAAGGAACAUUUGGCAACACACGUUUUACAUAUUUCAGAUUAAAGGAAAGGAAACUUUUGAAACUUUUUAAGUAACACAAAAAAUUGAAUACUUUUUUAAAUUAUGUUUUAAAUAUUUUAGAUUAGAAGAAAGAAAAACUGAAAAUUUGAAGAUAACACAAAAUAUGAGGAAAAAAGUAACAUUUGGCAUUACAUGUUUCACAUAUUUCAGAUUUAAAAAAAGAAAACUUUUGAAACUUCAAAGUAAUACAAAGAUUGGAAGAUUUUUUUCGAGAAGUACGUUUUGCGUAUUUUGGAUUAGAAGAAAGAAACAUUUUGAAUUCGGUGAAAACCUGAAAAUUUUGAAAAAAAUAACAUUUGGAGGUACAUGUUUUACAUCUUUCGGAUAAAAAGAAGGAACAUAUUUUAAACUUAAUAAGUAACACAAAAAUUAUGUUUUAUUUUUUUAAGAUUAGAAGGAAAACUGUACAUUUAAAGAUAACACAAAAUCUGAAAAAAAAGCUUUUGGUGAUGCAUGUUUCACAUAUUUCAGAUUAAAGGAAAGGAAACUUUUGAAACUUCAAAAUAACACAAAAUGGGAAGAUUUUCUUCGAGAAGUACGAUUUGCGUAUUUUGGAUUAGAAGAAAGAAAAAUUUUGAAUUCAUUGAUAACCUAAAAUUUUAGGGAAAAAUAACUUUUGGAGAUACAUGUUUUACAUGUUUCGGAUAAAAAGAAGGAACAUUUUUGAAACUUAAUAAGUAACACAAAAGUAAGAUCCCCCCCGAGUUAUUUUUAAAAAAUAAAUUAAGAUUAGAAGAAAAACUGUAAAUUUGAAGAUAACACAAAAUCAGAACAAAAUAACAUUUGGCGAUGCAUGUUUCACAUAUUUCAGAUUAAAGGAAAAGAAACUUUUGAAACUUCAAAGUAACACAAAAAUCGUAAGAUUUUCUUCGAGAAUCACGUUUUGCGUAUUUUGGAUUAAAAGAAAGAAAAAUGCUAAAUUCGGUGAUGACCUACAAAUUUUAGAAAAAAUAACAUUGCGAGAUACAUGUUUUACAUGUUUUGGAUAAAAAGAAGGAACAUUUUUUAAACGUAAUGAGUAACACAAAAAUAUGUUUGGUUUUUUUCCGAGUUAUGUUUAAAAAAAUUAAGAUAAGAAAAAAAACUGUACAUUUAAAGAUAACACAAAAUAUGAAGCAAAAAAACAUUUGGCGAUACAUGUUUCAAUUAUUUCAGAUUAAAGGAAAGGAAACUUUUGGAACUUCAAAAAAACAUAAAAAUCGUAAGAUUUUCUUCGAGAAGUACGCUUUGCGUAUUUUGGAUUAAAAGAAAGAAAAAUGCUAAAUUUGGUGAUAACCUAAAAUAAGAAAAUAAAAAAAUUUGGAGAUACAUGUUUUACAUGUUUCGCAUAAAAAGAAGGAACAUUUUUUAAACUUAAUAAGUAACACAAAAAUAUGAUUUUUUUUUCCGAGUUACGUUUAAAAAAAUUAAGAUCAGAAAAAAAACUGUACAUUGAAAGAUAACACAAAAUCUGAAAAAAGUAACAUUUGGCGAUACAUGUUUCACACAUUUCAGAUUAAAGGAAAGGAAACUUUUGAAACUUCCAAGUAACACAAAAAUUGGAAGAUUUUCUUUGAGAAGUAAGUUUUGCGUAUUUUGGAUUAGAAGAAAGAAACAUUUUAAAUUCGGUGAUAACCUAAAAUUUUUGAAAAAAUAACAUUUGGAGAUACAUGUUUUACAUGUUUUGAAUUUAAAAAAAAUAAAUAAAUAAAACUUCGUAAAUAAGUAUUUUGUUCAAGAAAUAUUUAGGAUUACUCGAAAUAAAAACACAAACUACGAGGUAAAAGUAAAAAAUGUCGAGAUACGUCUUUUUUAUUUCAGCUAAAAUAGAAGCAAACUCUCUGGAAUCGUGGCAAUAAAACAAUAACGAUUAUUUGUAAGUUUUUCUCAUAAAAAGAUGUUCAAAAUUUAGAUUAGCAUGCGUUUGGAAUAAAAACAACUAAAAUUGUGACAUAACACAAUAUUCUUAUUUGCAGGUGGAUAUUGAUUCCUCAGACCAGUAAUAUAAAAUCAAAAUGCUUGUUUUAUAUUAUUCGUAAAAAAAAUUGAAAAUUAAUUAAGCACUAAUUUGAAAAUAGCUAAAAAAAUAAUAAUAAUAUAUAUCUCAAAGUAAAAUGGCUGACAGUGGCGUUAUUACGUCCGGCGUGUUACUGGGAAAUGAUUACUUUUUGCUGACUGUGCGGACACGUUCACCACUUCGUACUUUACUCGUGUUUUGGGGAAGUUUGGUCAUUACGUAUGAUAGCUUUAACUCAUCGUCACACAACGCCCGACUUUUUACCUUCGAGUCGUGCACUUUUCCGAUAAGGAGUUUUAACUCUCUACGCCGUUUUUUUGUGUUUGUUACGUGCUUGCGAGGUUCGGGUAACGGUUUGAUGUUUGAAGGUUUUUUUUGGGGUCCGGUAAUGUCCGAUAUAACAAUUAUUAUUAUUAUUAUUAUUAGCUACGUUUUUAUCGUUGCUUUACGAGAAUCACGAUCUGUCUUUUUGAGCGCGAGCGCACAUGACAGCUUCCAUUUGAAACGACUACGUCUUGACGACGACAUUCGAAAACCGAUCAAUUCAAACCAAAUUCCCCCGAUAUCGGAGAAUUUUUGUAUUGUUUGCUUAUUUUUUUUUCCCGCACGUACAGUUGGAAAAGGGGCGUUUACGACCCUGUUUCUGGGCGGAUCUCGCAUGGGUUGGUUGAUCAUUUCGCAAUGCAAUCUGCAGAAAAUGAUGAAAAGCGCCACUCCACACGCUGUGGUCAGAGUUGGGAUUGCCACAAAAAAAAACAUUUUGAGAUAUUCGACACUCUACUGCCAUCUGGCGGCUAAAUUGAAUAUUAGGGGUUUUAUUUUUAUUUUUUAUUUUUUUUUCAAAUUAAUCGCGAUUGUUAUGUGUAACGGUUCUGAAUCAAUUAAAAAAAAAUCCCCCCAAAAAAUGUUAAUUUAAUUUUUUUGAGCUGUUUAUCUAUCCUAUGGAGGAACGUAGUUAAUCCUAGAACUAGCACCCAAUGUUACUAAAAAAGUUUUGAUUUUGAAUCGAGAAUCCUUUUAAGUCGAGAAUCGAUUCUGAAUCGAAUCGUUACCCCCCAAAAAACAAAUCUAUUGAAUCGUGUGGUGCCAAAUAUUCACAGCCCUAGUGGAUAGUGCACCCUUUAUUCGUCACGUUUCGUGUGUCAGGUAAAUGCUGACGAAUUGCGCCAUACUGUAUUUCGAAUCAAGAAUCAUUUUUUAAAUCGUGAAUCGAUUCUGAAUCAAAUGGUUUGCCCCCAAGAUUUGUAUUGUGUGGUGCCCAACUAUUCACAGCCCUAGUGGAUUGUGCGCCCUUUAUUCGUCACGUUUCGUGUGUCAGGUAAAUGCUGACGAAUGGCGCCAUACUGUAUUUGGAAUCAAGAAUCAUUUUUUAAAUCGAGAAUCGAUUCUGAAUCAAAUUGUUUGCCCCCAGGAAUUGUAUUGUGUUGUGCCCAACUAUUCACAGCCCUAGUAGAUUGUGCGCCCUUUAUUCGUCACGUGUCGUGUGUCAGGUAAAUGCUGACGAAUGGCGCCAUACUGUAUUUGGAAUCAAGAAUCGUUUUUACUCGAGAAUCGAUUCUGAAUCAAAUUGUUUGCCCCCAAGAAUUGUAUGGUGUGGUGCUCAACUAUUCACAGCCCUAGUGGAUUGUGCGCCCUUUAUUCGUCACGUGUCGUGUGUCAGGUAAAUGCUGACGAAUGGCGCCAUACUGUAUUUGGAAUCAAGAAUCGUUUUUACUCGAGAAUCGAUUCUGAAUCAAAUUGUUUGCCCCCAAGAAUUGUAUUGUGCGGUGCUCAACUAUUCACAGCCCUAGUGGAUGGUGCGCCGUUUGUUCGUCACGUUUCGUGUGUCAGGUAAAUGCUGACGAAUGGCGCCAUACUGUAUUUGGAAUCAAGAAUCAUUUUUUAAAUCAAGAAUCGAUUCUGAAUCAAAUUGUUUGCCCCCAAGAAUUGUAUGGUGUGGUGCUCAACUAUUCACAGUCCUAGUGGAUAGUGCGCCGUUUAUUCGUCACGUGUCGUGUGUCAGGUAAAUGCUGACGAAUGGCGCCAUACUGUAUUUGGAAUCAAGAAUCGUUUUAAAUCGAGACUCGAUUCUGAAUUAAAUUGUUUGCCCCCAAGAAUUGUAUUGUGCGGUGCUCAACUAUUCACAGCCCUAGUGGAUGGUGCGCCGUUUAUUCGUCACGUUUCGUGUGUCAGGUAAAUGCUGACGAAUGGCGCCAUACUGUAUUUGGAAUCAAGAAUCGUUUUUACUCGAGAAUCGAUUCUGAAUCAAAUUGUUUGCCCCCAAGAAUUGUAUGGUGUGGUGCUCAACUAUUCACAGCCCUAGUGGAUUGUGCGCCCUUUAUUCGUCACGUGUCGUGUGUCAGGUAAAUGCUGACGAAUGGCGCCAUACUGUAUUUGGAAUCAAGAAUCGUUUUUACUCGAGAAUCGAUUCUGAAUCAAAUUGUUUGCCCCCAAGAAUUGUAUUGUGCGGUGCUCAACUAUUCACAGCCCUAGUGGAUGGUGCGCCGUUUGUUCGUCACGUUUCGUGUGUCAGGUAAAUGCUGACGAAUGGCGCCAUACUGUAUUUGGAAUCAAGAAUCAUUUUUUAAAUCAAGAAUCGAUUCUGAAUCAAAUUGUUUGCCCCCAAGAAUUGUAUGGUGUGGUGCUCAACUAUUCACAGUCCUAGUGGAUAGUGCGCCGUUUAUUCGUCACGUGUCGUGUGUCAGGUAAAUGCUGACGAAUGGCGCCAUACUGUAUUUGGAAUCAAGAAUCGUUUUAAAUCGAGACUCGAUUCUGAAUUAAAUUGUUUGCCCCCAAGAAUUGUAUUGUGCGGUGCUCAACUAUUCACAGCCCUAGUGGAUGGUGCGCCGUUUAUUCGUCACGUUUCGUGUGUCAGGUAAAUGCUGACGAAUGGGGCCGAAUUGGAUUUUGAAUCAAAGAAUCGUUUUAAAUCGAGACUCGAUUCUGAAUUAAAUUGUUUACCCUCCAAGAAUCUAAUUGUGCGGUGCCCAAAUAUUCACAGCCUUUGUGGAUAAUGCACCCUUUAUUUGUCAUGUUUCAUGUGUCAGGUAAAUGCUGACGAAUGGGGCCAAAUUGGAUUUUGAAUCAAAGAAUCGUUUUAAAUCGAGACUCGAUUCAGAAUAAAAUAGUUUUCCCCCAAGAGUCAUAUCGUGCUGACGAAUGGGGCCAAAUUGUGAAGUGAUGUGAAGUGAAUUAUAUUUAUAUAGCGCUUUUUCUCUAGUGACUCAAAGCGCUUUACAUAGUGAAACCCAAUAUCUAAGUUACAUUUAAACCAGUGUGGGUGGCACUGGGAGCAGGUGGGUAAAGUGUCUUGCCCAAGGACACAACGGCAGUGACUAGGAUGGCAGAAGCGGGAAUCAAACCUGCAACCCUCAAGUUGCUGGCACGGCUGCUCUACCAACCGAGCUAAACCGCCCCAAAUUGGAUUUUGAAUCAAAGAAUCGUAUUAAAUCGAGACUCGUUUCAGAAUAAAAUAGUUUUCCCCCAAGAGUCAUAUCGUGUGGUGCCCAAAUAUUCACAGCCUUUGUGGAUAAUGCACCCUUUCUUUGUCACUUUUUGUGUGUCAGGUAAAUGUUGACGAAUGGCGCCAUACUGUAUUUUAUACCAAAGAAUCUUUUUAAAUCGAGAAUCGAUUCUGGAUUAAAUGUUUGCCCCCGGGAAUCAAAUCGUGUGGUACCCAAAUAUUCACAGCCCUAGUGGCUAGCGCGCCCUUUAUUUGUCACGUUUCGUGUGUCAGGUAAAUGCUGACUAAUGGGUCCAUACUGGAUUUUGAAUCAAAUAAUCGUUUUUAAUCGACACUCUAUUCAGAAUCUAAUUGUUGCCCCCAGGAAUCGAAUUGUGUGGUGCCCAUAUAUUCACAGCCCUAGUGGCUAGUGCACCCUUUAUAUGUCACGUUUCAUGUGUCGGGUAAAUGCUGACGAAUGGCGCCAUACUGUAUUUUGAAUCAAAGAAUCGUUUUAAAUCAAGACUCGAUUCUGAAUCAAAUUGUUUUCCCCCAAGAAUUCAAUCGUGCGGUGCCCAAAUAUUCACAGCCUUUGUGGAUAAGGCACCCUUUAUUGGUCACGUUUCAUGUGUCGGGUAAAUGCAGAUGAGUGGGGCCAUACUCUAUUCCUGUAUUUUGAAUCAAGAAUCGUUUUUACUUGAAAAUCGAUUCUAAAUCAAAUUGUUUCCCCCCCAAUAAUCGAAUUGUGCGGUGCCCAAAUAUUCACAGGCCUAGUGGCUAGUGCACUUUUUUAUUUUUCAUGUUUCGUGUGUCAGGUAAAUGCUGACAAAUGGGGCCAUACUGUAUUUUGAAUCAAGAAUACUUUUUAAAUUGAGACUCUAUUCAGAAUCAAAUUGUUGCCCCCAGGAAUCGAAUCAUGUUGUUCCCAAAUAUUCACAGCCCUAGUGGCUGGUGCACCUUUUAUUUGUCACGUUUCAUGUGUCAGGUAACUGCUGACGAAUGGGGCCAUACUGGAUUUUGAAUCAAAGAAUCGUUUUAAAUCGACACUCUAUUCAGAAUCAAAUUGUUGCCCCCAGGAAUCGAGUCAUGUUUUUCGCAAAUAUUCACAGCCCUAGUGGCUAGUGCACCUUUUUAUUUUUCACGUUUCAUGUGUCAGGUAACUGCUGACGAAUGGGGCCAUACUGGAUUUUGAAUCAAAGAAUCGUUUUAAAUCGAGACUCUAUUCAGAAUCAAAUUGUUGCCCCCAGGAAUCGAAUCAUGUUGUUCCAAAUAUUCACAGCCCUAGUGGCUAGUGCACCUUUUAUUUGUCAUGAUUCAUGUGUCAGGUAACUGCUGACGAAUGGGGCCAUAUUGUAUUCCUGUAUUUUGAAUCAAGAAUCCUUUUUACUCGAGACUCGAUUCUGAAUCAAAUUGUUUUCCUUCAAAAAUCAAAUAGUUUUGAUAGUGCGCCCUUUAUUCGUAAUGUUUCGUGUGUCAGGUAAAUGCUGACGAAUAGCGCCAUACUGGAUUUUGGAUCAAAGAAUCGUUUUUCAAUUGAGACUCGAUUCUGAAUCAAAAAAUUUCCCCCCAAGAAUUGAAUAGUUUUGAUAGUGCGCCCUUUAUUUGUCACGUUUCGUGUGUCAGGUAAAUGCUGACGGAUGGCGCCAUACUGGAU